Messenger RNA from Necator americanus (New World hookworm), 231 nucleotides. RefSeq lists its product as uncharacterized. NCBI's taxonomy places the organism in Eukaryota, Metazoa, Nematoda, Chromadorea, Rhabditida, Ancylostomatidae. Bases 1 to 231 code for a protein of 76 amino acids. The record is from RefSeq and is a predicted model, not a curated record. The transcript has 2 exons.
AUGUUGCGGUUGCGCGGCUUAUCAGAUCUUCACCGCUAUAAAGCAAUGAGGCAAAUUCAAAGAGAGACUUCGUAUCGGACAUCUAUCAUACAGUCUCCAAUCUGCUCUCACCAGGGAUUGGUAGCAAGUUCGAUCAAGGUUCAAGCUAGACGGUCGAGCGGUUUUCCGUUCAAGUGCAACCCAAGUUCGAGUGUAUGUAGAAUACUCAUAUUUCUGUUACUGUGCAAUUAG